Molecule: messenger RNA, 7489 nt
Organism: Epinephelus lanceolatus (giant grouper)
Lineage: Eukaryota; Metazoa; Chordata; Actinopteri; Perciformes; Serranidae
Gene: elfn1a
Product: extracellular leucine-rich repeat and fibronectin type III domain containing 1a
Cellular component (GO): plasma membrane
Molecular function (GO): protein binding
Source: RefSeq, a predicted model, not a curated record
AAUACACCGGGCUAUCAUGCGAUUUUCACUUCAACCGGAGGAGUUGCCAUAACCCUCCCGGCAUUCGUGAUGAACCCGCCACCAUUUAUAGCCUCGCGGUGACAAACAAUCUUAUUAUGAGAUUUAAACUUUGCCUCGGCUAGACUGGAGGAUCAACAUGCGCUCCUCUCGCACUCGUUCCCCGCAGUUCCCCCAACUGAUACAGUAAUACCUUCCUGACUAUACCCGCCUCCUCUGAUUGUGGUUAAACGCCGGUGUCAGCUCUCGGUGUAAUAGAAAAAGCCAAGCAGGGCUCCGGGUCUGUUCAGCAUACAUAAAGGCGAGCGGUGAGAGGAGCUCAGCCCUGAAUUAAAUCACUCACCGCUAAAUGGAUCUUUGAGACUCUCCCUUGACGCAGUCAGUCGCUGCUUUGUGCGUCUGCAAACCGAAAACAGAAAAACUGGGAUUCUUUUUUUGUUUGUUUUUUACUCAUUUUUUUUUUAAAUAUUAUCCAACAGAAACAUCUCCAGUGUCUUUGAACAUGUCUCGUGUUCGUGGUGACAUACAGUAAGCUGCCAGCUUUGUAUGAGAAGAGGCUCUUGCUGCGCGAUCGUCAAGCAGAGUUCAAGAAGAGAAAUCAGUGAACAUCUGCACUGCUAUAGGAGGACACCAGGGAUGCACAGUGAGGACUUCAACCUAGAUUCCAGAGGUUAUUCCUCCGUGCACAUGAGAGCGACACAGAAAGGAAGACAGUGGCAGGAACAAUAAGAUGAGACCAUUCAAUGAUGGUAACCUCUAAGGAGAAAAGCACAAGCCAACCUGAGGCGGUGAAAUCUCUUUUAAGCUUCACCACAAGUUCACUGCAGGCAAACCUCAAUGAAAGAAACUCAGUGUAAGGGCAGAUUCUCAACUAUUUUUUGAUUGGUACAUGGGGACAAUACCAUCCAUCAAUGAGGAGGAGACAAAUAAAAGGAUUGUUUCUGGCCCGGAACAGUUGAACAUCCAGCUGAUUUUCCAAAAGGAUCAUCUCAGCUGCACUGAAACCACAGCGGUAUCACCCUCCUCAUUUUUUUGGCCCUGCACAUGACUCUCAGAGAAGCACCAAUGGCCUGCAGCUUAGGCAUGGUGAUGAGUGCCUUGUUUUGGUCUGUAGCCACUGUAUAUUUGACUCAUAUUGGCAGAGUCAGCGGAGACUGCUGGUUAAUUGAGGGUGAAAAGGGCUUUGUAUGGCUUGCAAUUUGUAGCCAAAACCAACCACCUUAUGAGGCCAUCCCACAGCAUAUCAACAGCACCAUUGUGGACCUUCGUCUGAAUGAAAACAAAAUCAAAAGUAUCCAUUAUUCUGCCCUUAGUCGCUUUGCCAACUUGACCUACCUGAACCUGACAAAGAAUGAAAUCUCCUACAUAGAGGAUGGGGCCUUUUCUGCUCAGUUUAACUUACAAGUCCUUCAGAUGGGCUUCAACAAGUUGCGGAACCUGACAGAGGGGAUCCUCAGGGGUUUAGGAAAGCUGCAGUACCUCUACCUCCAGGCAAACCUGAUUGAGACUGUGACACCCAAUGCCUUUUGGGAAUGCCCCAACAUUGAGAACAUCGACCUCUCCAUGAACCGGAUCCAGCAAUUAGAUGGGUCCACGUUUACCAGUUUGACUAAACUGACCACCUGCGAGCUGUACACCAACCCUUUCAACUGCUCAUGUGAAUUACUUGGUUUUGUCAAAUGGCUCUCAGUUUUCCCCAACAGGACGAAUGAGCGAAUGGUCUGCGACUCCCCACCUGGCGUCUCUGGUUAUAGUUUACUGAGCCAGAAUCCAAACAAUCCAACAUAUCGAAAUGCGCUCCACAUGCUCACCACUGUGUGUACGGAUGACUACGUGACACCAUUUAUUCCCAUGCCCACUGAGCCCACGACGCCCCCACCCGACUCCACACUCUGUGGGCUGGAAGAUUGUCCCUCAGGCACUGAACCAGAAGACAUUACCAUAAGUACAACCUACAAUGAUGUGGAAGUAAACCCUUUCAUGAAACUGAAGCAAGUAUCAAAUACAGGUGCCACUAUCACGGUUCAGAUACCUUACCCCUACAAGAAGAUGUACAUCCUGGUUCUGUACAACAACAGCUUUUUCACAGAUAUUCAAAACCUGAAAGAUAUAAAGGAGGACAUUGAACUGAAAAACCUUAAACCCCACACUAACUACACAUACUGUGUCGCUUCAAUACGUAAUUCUCUUAGACACAAUCACACUUGUCUGACAAUCACUACUGGCCCUUGGAAUGGAAAGGAUAGAGUUGUAAACAACGCAACUGCUACUCACUACAUUAUGACAAUUUUGGGCUGCCUCUUUAGCAUGGUCAUUUUCCUGGGUGUGGUCUACUAUUGCUUGCGAAGAAAGCGACAGCAAGAUGAGAAGCACAAAAAAGCAGGCAGCCUGAAGAAAAAUAUAAUAGAACUCAAAUAUGGGCAAGAACUGGAGGGAGGGACUAUAUCUCGAAUGUCACAGAAGCAGCUGUUGGCCGGAGAGAGCAUGGCACGUAUGCCAUAUUUACCAUCUGCAGCUGAAAUGGAGCAGUACAAAUUUCAAGAGAUAAGUGAUACUCCUAAAAUGAUGAAAGGAAAUUACAUGGAGGUGCGAAGCGUGGAUCACCAUGAACGCAGGGAGUGUGAUAUGGGAAUGGCUGGGAAUAGCCAGGGGUCAGUGGCAGAGAUUUCCACCAUUGCAAAAGAGGUAGAUAAAGUCAAUCAGAUAAUUAACAACUGCAUAGAUGCUCUUAAGUCAGAAUCCACCUCUUUUCAAGGGAAAUCUGGAGCAGUGUCCACUGCAGAGCCCCAGCUCGUACUAAUAUCAGAACAUCCACAGAGUAAAUCUGGCCUUCUGUCCCCAGUGUAUAAGGACAGCUAUCACCACUCUCUGCAGAGGCAUCGGUCCUCUGAUGCCUCGCCAAAGAGGCCCAGCACUGCCACUGGAGGGCCCAUGCGAAGCCCCAGGCCUUAUCGCUCUGAAUCUAAGUACAUAGAGAAAACCUCCCCAACAGGAGAGACCAUCCUCACUGUAACACCUGCUGCCGCCAUCCUGAGGGCUGAGGCAGAGAAGAUCCGUCAGUACAGUGACCACAGGCACUCAUAUCCCGACGCCCAGAUAGAGGAGCUUGAAGGACCUGAAAGCCACAAGUCCUCCAUGCUGGAGCCUCUCACUCACUCCCGCUCCAGAGACUUAGCGUAUUCCCAGCUGUCAUCUCAGUAUCAUAAUCUAAGCUACUCCUCCAGUCCUGAAUACUACUGCAAACCUUCACACAGCAUCUGGGAGCGAUUCAAGCUCCACCGGAAGCGGCACAAAGAUGAGGAGUACAUGGCUGCGGGCCAUGCACUGCGUAAGAAAGUCCAGUUUGCAAAGGAUGAGGACCUGCAUGAUAUUUUAGACUACUGGAAAGGUGUAUCAUCCCAACAGAAAUCAUAACCUCUCUAGGUGUUUUUAAAAUGGACCACACAUUGCAGAAAUGACACAAGAACCUCAUCUGACAAUUGAAUCAAUGGAUACUUCCAUAUUAUAAUCAACUACUCACUCACGUGUAUCACAUUCUCUUUUGACUGUGAGGAAAAUGGGGUAAAGAGUCUUUAAAUUUGUCAUAUUAUGUAAAGCAUUCAUCGGGAAAACUUUUAUCUAUUAAAGAGAAAAUAUAUUGCAAAUUAAUAAUAUAUAUGUUACAAUGGAUUAUAGGUUUUUGGGUAUCGCAUGGCCAAGUCCUGUGACAGUGGAUUUGCUGUUGUGUAAUAUGAAACUAUUAUAUGAAGAUAUGUCUACCGAAGCCUCAAUAUUUUUUUGAGGAACUAUCUGGACCCUUCAUUCAAAAAGAACUUUUGUUUUUCUCCCUCCCUGCAUAUAUUUAAUUCAACGAAACUAUGUACAGAUAUGGGUAUCUAUAUUUGCAAUGUUUGCUGUGUAAAUGGAUAAGUAUUAGUGGAUGAAUCAGGUUUAUCAAAUGGAGCGCUGUUCAUUUAGAAUAACUUGUUGCUGAAAAACAGCCACUUUGUCAUUUUAACCGUCACCGCCUGCUUUUUUAAAAAAAAUAAAAUAAAAUCGUUUAUUUCUUUUUUUAAAGCUUUUACAUGCGUUUAAAAGAUACAGACAACUUCAUUUUAAUGUCCCCUUAAUCACACAACGCAGUACUCACUGGAUGAAAUCUGAUAGACUUCAUGCAGGCAAGAUGCAGUAUAUUACAUGCUGUAAUGAAAGUCUCAAUCAUCAGUUUCAUGAACCAUCAUUUGUAUCUUUAGUACCAAAGUAGAAAAAGCUGAAAUGUUUACAAUAUUUCUGCACGGUCUGGGAAUCGUACAAACAUACAGCAGUAGGUCCAUGUUGACUCUCUUUCCUUUUUUUAUUGUAUCGGUUACUAAGUGAAACAUUGGGAAACAAUAAUAUCCACAUGCAGGAUAUGGUAUUGAAAGCCUACUAUUAAUCACUAACAUUCAAAAGGGAAGGCAGCUGUACUUUGUCACCUGUUGUUUAGGUACAGACAGCUGUUCUUCCCUGCAAGAGAGCCCGAUGGAUGAAUGUAACAGAUACAUAUUCUGAUCUGUCUAUGGCAGCUUUUAUGUGAGGAAAUAUUUAUUUAAUGCUAUUAACGACUGUGUUUUUUCCUUUGCUAAUAUUUCUUCCAGUGUAUUAUAUUGCAUAAUGUCUGAUCCGAUAAAGCAGGAAAGUAGUUUGUUGUUCAGAUGGGCCUUGUUGCUUGCUGAGAGGUUUCAUUUGAUUUUUAACUGCUAGGCUGUUAAAUCUUUUUGUAUAUUAUGAAAGCUACGUACCAGACGAAUAUCAACGUGCUAGAGUAAAAUUUGAGAAUGUGAAACUGAAUCCUCUGACUUACUGGCUGUGAAUUUGUAUAUCAUGAAAUUUUUUGAGUAAAUAUUAACGCUUUUCUCUUUGUAAGACGUUUAUAUAACUUAUUCCAAAUGGGCUCAUGAUGAUUCAUUGCAUAUUCAUGAAUGAGCAAUAAAUUUGUAUUUGUACACUCACACUUAUUUAAGACUUGUAAUACUGUAAGUCCUAAUGUCAAAAUUAGAGAACAGCAGGUUAAACAGUUGAGUCAUACAUUUCUGAGGUUGCAAGAGAUAUUAAAAAAAUCAUAGAUUCUGAAUUGUAAAUUCUUAAUUUGAGUUAACAAAAUUAACAAUUUUCCCAAGCAGCAGCAGGUUUUCUUUUUUACUUUCGUGUUCUCAUUUGUCAAAUUUCCAUCCAAAUUUAGCAAAAAUUAACCUAAUUACCAGAAAAAUCUUCAAAAGAAAAUUCCAUUUAGCCCAUGUAUUCAUCCACGACUGAUGAGCCAAUAUUAGAUCACACUAACAGUUGGUGGUACUAAAUCUCCAGACAAGAGCCAUUAAACCAGGGGUGUCAUACAUGCAGCACACUAAAGGAUCCAAUCCAGACCUCUGGAUGACUUUGCAUAUCUAAUAUUGAUGCAUUUGUGAAGUCUAACACCACUUUCUAACAUACAGCAAACAGGCAAACUCUGGCAGAUGGAGCAUAAAAGGGGCGACUGUGGCUCAGGGGUCGAGCGGGCCGUCCACUAAACAGAAGAUUAGCAGUUCAGUCCCUGGCUCCUCCAGUCCUCAUGUCUAAGUAUCCUUGGGCAAGAUACUGAACCCCAAAUUGCUCCCAAUGGCUGUUCCAUCGGUGUGUGAGUGUGUGUGAAUGGGUGAAUGUGACAUGUAGUGUAAACGUGCUUUCGGCGGUCGAAAGACUAGAAAAGUGCUGUACAAGGUAUAAGUGCAGUCCAUGUACCAUUAAUCAUUUAAAAACUGUCCAGAUAAUACUACAACUAGCAGAAUACUGUUCUUUGAAAAAAAUAAUAAAUAGGCUACUGACUAUGGUCAUAUUUAAAGAUAAUAAACACUGUGCAAAACAGUGUCAAUCAGCGGCUUUGAUACAAAAUGUUCUUGAUUUGUAAAUGGUUUGUAAGGCAAGAGAUAACCUAACCUCCUCCCUUAAUAGCUACCACUUUAGUUUGACAUGGUUACACUACUAUAUAGGAAUGGAACUGCAUGGAAAACUGCACAUGUAAUGACAGUGAUUAGUAGACUGACUGAAUGUGGAAAAACUGAGACACAUUGCUGAAAUGGAAACAUCAUCAGAAUGUACUUGUACUUCUUUAUACUAAAAGAAAUCGAACAAUUUGGAGGUGUUGUUAUUUAUAGAUUAUUAUGCAACGGGUUUACUGGUCCAACCCACUAGAGAUCAAAUUGGGCUGUACAGUACGUGGCCCAUGAACUAAAAUGAAUUUGACACCCCUGCAUUAAACUCUUGCAUAAGACCAGAGGGUGCAACUAGAUGACAUAAUUAAAAGAACAUUUCCCCUCAGGUUUUAUACUGUCCAAAGUGAAGUGCAUUUAAAAAACAGGUGGACAGAGACACUCUUAUUAUCAUCCUUGAUUAAUAAAUUCAUAUAAAACCAAUUAGUACUUUAUUAUGUUGCAUAAAGCUGCUACCCUAAUAUGACUUUGUCCGGAAUCUGUGGUGCUUUAAAUAAAACACAUCCAGUAUCUACAGAUGAAAGAUGAUAAUCCACUUUUUAGAGCUAAAAUAAUUCCAGAAUUGGGCAAAUCAUUCUUUUUAAUUUUAUUUCUUGCUGCAUUUUCCCAAAUAAAGCCAGUUUUGGUCACAUGGCAUAUUUUGCACAUUAAAAAAAGGUGCAGUCCUUUGCAUGUAAAUAAACAACAAAUGCUUCAAUAUCCAUGAAUGAAAAAAGUAGGGCAAAUAUACUCUUUGUAGUUUGUGUUCAUGUGAGGAUCAGAAUCUUCAAUCUGAUAGCAGAGCUGACCUGAGGGAGUGAAUUUAUCUGGUGACAUUUUUUUUCCAUCAACUCUUUUUUGUCACAUUAGACAUUGAGUAUAUAAGUAUAACUGCAGGCAUUGGUUAGCCCAUUUGUAUUUUUUUUUUGUGUCAUAAUGCUGCGUCCAUUUCAUCUAAGUGUGUCAUGAUGCUGAUAUUAUUCAUUGAUGUGAAAUGAAGCAUUCAUGAGCCUGAUGUGAAUUUGUUAUGUAAGCACCUUAUAAAGUGUUAACUUGGUUGUCUGACUUAAUAUUUCAACCGCCUUAAGAUUUUGGGAUAUGUGUACAAGUGUAAAUUUCCUUUUGUUUCAUUUCAAUGUUGAUACUGUUGACAAGUCUCCAUUUGUUGUUAUUUUUAUAAAAGCAUUUCAGUAUCUUCUGAGAGCUGUCAGGUUUCUAGUUCAUUUAGCUAUUUAGCAACAUGUUUUUUAUACUGCAUAUUGUAGCACUUCUGUGUCUAAUAAGAGUGUUGAUAAAACCUUUAGAAAGAUCAACAGUUGUUGUUCAAGUGCAUCAAAACAAACAAGAGCACAAAAAUGUGUUUUUUUUUUUAAUUUUAUUUCUAAAUACUAUGUUAUCUGCUUUCAGACAAAGUACUGUGAAAUAAAGUUAAGGGUGCACAUACAGUAUACACCAGCAUCUUUAUUAUGACUUCUGGCCAGAAUCACUUAAAGGCUAACAGCCAUUGA